This is a messenger RNA of Boeremia exigua, 4259 nucleotides long. Its product is annotated as tubulin-tyrosine ligase family-domain-containing protein. The transcript has 4 exons. NCBI's taxonomy places the organism in Eukaryota, Fungi, Ascomycota, Dothideomycetes, Pleosporales, Didymellaceae. The record is from RefSeq and is a predicted model, not a curated record. Gene Ontology annotation, cellular component: nucleus; P-body. The coding region runs from base 243 to 4259 and encodes 1338 amino acids. Gene Ontology annotation, biological process: protein modification process; DNA replication.
GCGAACGCGACGCGGCACGCGAAUUCACGCGGACCCCUGUCGUUUCAUCUCAGAUCGCACUCGAGCCGCAACCUUAAUUCCACGGCAAACAACAACAGCGAGUCAACACGCCAAAACCGGCCUGACAUAUCCACACUGCACAGGCCCGCCCCAAGCGUUCACACCCUCCCUCCCCACUCCAACUUGUUGGCGCAAGAAAUGGGCGCGCCAGGCAGAACCCUUCCACACACACACCAGCGAUCAUGAUCGUGCGGGAGAGCCCCAAAGCCAAGGGCACAGGCACAACCAACCCCCCAAACUGGCCGCCCAAGUCCCCCUACGAGGCCCUGAUCAGCUCGCCGUCGGGCCGCCGCCGCUACGAGGAGCGCCGCGCGCGCAGUUCCGUGUCGCCGUCGCCUGCGAAGCGCCGGCCCGUGUCGCAGCCCCAGGCGCACGACGAUGGCGACACCACCGAGGACGAGGACGAGGAGACACUGCAGCUGAAGUUACAGGCCAUCGAGGCUCGCCUGAAGUUGAAACAGCUGCAGAAGGCUCGCAAAACCGAGCCUGAGAGCCGCGCAAUACCGUCGCGCCCCGUCACCGCAGCUGGACUGCGCCGGACCGAGCGGCCACGAUCAGAUGCCGACGUGCAGGUGCCUGUGUCGCCCAUGCGAGCUCGACAUAAGCCAACCGAGCCGCGAAGCCCUGCGCGCGUACUGCUCGGCAUCGACAAGGGCCUCAAGGCGUCUGACGUCAGCCUUAAGCGUCCUGGCCAGAUUCGAGCCACGAACGGGAUCGCUCGCUCCAACACUACUGGUGCGGUGGGAACACCGAGGAUCAAGUCGUUCAGCGAGCGCAUUGCCGAGAGCAGGGUCAAGGAGAAGCAGCGCGAGGAGAACGAGCAGAGGCAUGAGGAGAGGAAGGCGAGAGGGUUUGGGUCGAGCAGUAUCGCAGGGCUCAAACGCGAGCGGCCACCGUCGUCACGAGGCUCUUCGUUCACUUCGGAUACGCAGAGCUCUUUCGCAAACAUGCCGCAGACAAGGGUCUCAUUUACGGAUAUGCCGACACGAAGCUCUUUCACAGACGUGCCCCAAACGCGGAGCUCCUUCGCCAAUACUCCGCAGACAAGGACUUCAUUCGCAGACGUGCCACAAACACGGACCUCUUUCGCCGAUAUCCCGCAGACGCGCAGCUCGUUCACAGACAUGCCACCACCAGGGCUGAAAACGCACAGCAGGACGCAUAGCCGACUGUUGAGCUCGCAAGAGAGCGCGCCCACACCACGACGAGGCUCGAUACCUGACGCACGUCCACCAUCUUCUGUGUCAAGACCAAAGAGUUUCCCGGCGCCAGCAACCACCUCGAGUUUCUCCAAGUACGAGGAGAUUGCGCAGCGCAGUGACAGCUUCGACGGUCCUAGCUUCGAGUCGCUAUCAGGCCUGCAUCUGAAGUCGCGCGAGAUGCAGCAUAGUGUCGUCACACGCACGCUGGAAGGCAAGACGGUGUUUACGAUACCGCAGCUCUUGAAAACCGUCAAAGGGCCUGCUUACGAUCCGCCGGACUGGGAGCACGACUAUGUCGUUAUGGGCGUGAUCUGCUCCAAGUCCUCUCCUCGCGAUACUCAAAACUCAGCUCGAGACAACAGCCGAGGCAACCAGGAACGCAAAGAGCAUGGCAAGUUUAUGGUCAUACGACUGACGGAUAUGAAAUGGGAACUCGACCUCUUCUUAUUCGACAGCGGCUACGAGCAUUUCUGGAAGCUGCCCAUUGGCACGCUGGUCGCCAUUCUGAACCCCGACAUCAUGCCACCCAAGGAUCGUAAUAGCGGGAAGUUCUCUCUAAAGCUUACGAAUUCCGACGAUACUAUACUUGAGAUCGGUGUUGCAAGAGACCUGGACUUUUGUCAUGCCAAGAAGAAGGACGGCAAAGAAUGCGGGCAAUGGAUCGACGGACGCAAGACUGAGUUCUGUGAAUUUCAUCUAGCGUUGCAAGUCGAGAAAAGUAAGAGAGGCCGCAUGGAGAUAAAUGGCAUGGUUGGCACUGGAGGCGGUGGGGGUAGUGGGGGUGGCAUGUUUGGCCGAAAGCCUCCAAAUGGGUUCCAAGGCGAUGCCCUGCGUAAAGAAGGCAAAUACCACGACAGGUUCCUGCACGAGACAAUGUUCAUUGCGCCAAGACCUGGCGGUGCUGCGCGCAUGCUGGACAAAGACGACCAAGGCUUUGAGCGUGGUGGUAGUCGCGAAGAGCGUCACCGCAGACAGCUUGCCGCAAAAGAGAAGGAGCGAGACUUGGCCAAAAGACUGGGCGAAAUGGGAGAAGGCACCACAGGUGGCGACUACCUAAAGAGGAGAACAAACCCCUCGGCACCGCUUUCCACUACAAUUUCCCAGGAGCUGGCCAACGCAAGACAGGAGAAGGCCACGGAGUGCGACUACAAAGGCCUCCUAAACCGGAAGGCAGCCGACGUUUCUCUGAACCGAAAAGCUAGUGGUUCUCUUAUACCGUCGAAACGAAAGUACUCUAACGCGACCAAGACCGCUGCCAGCACCAGUGCCCCUGUCGGUUGGGCGGGCGCCAGCAGACGGACCCUUGUUCUGUCGCCACAGAAACCUCGCGCUCUCUCACCAACCAAGAGUCGCCCUGAUUCUGCUCUGCGCGGAACAAGAGCAAGCAGUCCAGCGAAGAAGAAAGCACGUCUGCUACUGCCCGAGAAAGGCAUCCGUGAGCCCGGCCGCGAGAGCCUUGGAGGUCUCGAUGUCGGGCUCAUUGCAGCCAUGGAUAUGGAUGAUGACGAUGACGAUUUGGAAGUCCAAGAAGGUUGGCAACGAUUAUGGCGUUUAAAAUGCGACCCGCUGAUUGGUUGGGCUAAGCGAGGCAACAUCGCGUCAUUAGAGAAAGAGCAGGGAACACUUGAUAAUUACGAGGAGCAAGGCACGUGCUUUAACAUGGCAUCAACUUCUCCAGCCUCGGAUGCACCAAUCCACGCACUCAUCGACUACGAAGACCCCUACGUUCAGCCCCUUAUUCUCUCAGCACUUGAGAAGUGUCUUCCCGCUUCGUCUUACAAGCUCAUCAAAUCGCUUAAGGAUCUUCCUUCUUCAUCAACACCAUGUCUCCAGUUUGUACAAUACGAGUCUAUCGACUGGGAUCAUCUCAUGUCAAACUCCAAGUCCCUGGCCAACGCAUACGUCAUUCGAAAAGCGCUCAUCAGAAAACACUACCUCAGCACUACCAUUGCAAACUGGAUCACGAAGUACCCCGAUAGUGCGUUGAAGAGCGGCGCGAAGCCGAGUGUGGAGUUUGAAGUUGACUACGCAGAGUUUUUGGAUGACGCGCUUGUUGAGGCGUGGGAACUGAAGGAGAGCUGGGCGCGCAAUGAGCAGUUUGGAGAGGACGAGAAGGAGAAGCGCGAGUGGUGGAUUCUGAAGCCAGGGAUGAGUGACAGAGGACAGGGCAUUAGAUUAUUCUCGAGCGAAGAAGAGCUGACAGAAAUCUUCGAGGAGUGGGAUCCCGAGAGCGAUGAUGAAGAGGAGGAGGAAGACGCCCGAAGUGACACAGGGCGAACCGACGACAACGACGGCAUCGUCACAAGCCAACUCCGCCACUUCGUUGCCCAACCCUACAUCCACCCGCCCCUCCUCCUCGCGCCCCCCGGCGACCCUACCCAACUCCGCAAAUUCCACAUCCGCACCUACAUCCUCGCCACCGGCGCCCUCCGCGUCUCAAUCUACAAGCCCAUGCUCGCCCUCUUCGCCGCAAGCCCCUACUCGCCCCCUUGGACCACCCCCUUCGACUCCCCCGCCGCCCGCGACGAAGCCCUACGCGCCCACCUCACAAACACCUGUCUGCAGGACUCCGGCGACCGCGACGGCUCCGUCGGCCUGUUCUGGGACCUGCCCGAGGCGCUCCCUUCACACCCGGACGCGCCGCGUGACUGGAAAGAUCGCGUCUUUGACCAAAUCAAGGCCAUCACGGCCGAGACCUUCGAAGCUGCGGCGCGGGGCAUGAGCAUCCAUUUUCAGCCGCUGCCGAACGCGUUUGAGGUGUUCGGGCUGGAUUUCAUGGUCGGCAUUGAGGCGGAUGGCGCGCUGAAUACGUAUCUGCUCGAGGUCAAUGCGUUUCCUGAUUUCCGGCAGACGGGGGAGGAGUUGAGUGGGGUGGUUGCGGGGCUGUUUGAGGGCGUUGUUGGGGAGGCUGUUGCGCCGUUUUUUGGCGUGGAGAGAGAGGGGGAGGGAGACGGGAGGAUGGUGAGGGUAUUGGAUGUUGAUCUGGGGAGGAGGUAG